Bombyx mandarina (wild silkworm) is the source of this 2196-nucleotide messenger RNA. RefSeq lists its product as uncharacterized. The record is from RefSeq and is a predicted model, not a curated record. Lineage: Eukaryota; Metazoa; Arthropoda; Insecta; Lepidoptera; Bombycidae. Gene Ontology annotation, molecular function: nucleic acid binding. Gene Ontology annotation, biological process: DNA integration.
AUGACUCAGAUUCGACGACAAAAACUAAUACAACUAAAGUUGGACGCUGCCGAACAACGCGCACGACUACACCUGCAGCUUCUGGAGGAAAAACUAGCCAUCGAAAGUCAGGCCCUAGAAGAGGAAGAAGAUCCGCAACUGACAUGCAAUCCACCAGCGAGCUUAGGCGUGAAGACCGUCACGCUGUCACAUAUAUCGGAGUGGCUUAUGACAAUAGCCAACGCUGCUUCAUUCAUCAGUCCUCUGACCACCAAGACGCCUAGUGAUGUGAAACCACCGACCAGACCGGAUCCUAGACCUUGGAGACCUGCAGUGAUGGCGACGACUCCAACGGCAGUAAAUUUAUCCUGUACUCUUUGCGGCGAUGCGCAUGACAUACAAAGCUGUGAGAGGUUCAUACAGAUGACGACAGACGAUCGUUGGAGAUUCGUAACUGAGAAGAAGUUGUGUUUUUCAUGUUUGUCCAGCCGACAUCAAUUAAGGGCUUGUGAAAAAAAGACGAAGUGUGCUGUUCGCGACUGCAUGAGGGUUCAUCACACUUUGCUCCACGCUGUGCGACGCGUCAUGAAGAUUGAUAAUGCUGUCAACCACACGGACAAGACCGUUAAUACUCUCAACAGUGCGGAUCGGCAUGUAUUUUUAAAAGUGGUUCCAGUUGUAGUAUCCGGAGCGAAAGGUGACGUGCUAACUUAUGCACUUUUAGACGAGGGAGCAGCAGUGACACUCGUGAACUCGUCACUUCUGGAGAGAGCUGGCAUCACUGGACCGACGUCGAGCCUUCGCAUCCGCGGCGCGUCCGGCAUGACAACCAUCGAACCGAACUCUAGACUAGUUUCUUUUAAUAUUCGCGGAGUAAAUGUGUCAAAUGUAUAUAAUGUAAAUAGUGCACGUUCUGUAAAUAAUCUUAAUAUAUGUGUAGAUAGUUUUAGAUAUAAGAAAAUUGUAAACAAAUAUCCAUGGGUGAUUGACUAUGUAACUGACUAUGACAUACGGCCUGACAUGAUUGAACUUCUUAUUGGACAAGACAACAUUGAUUUGAUUAUUACUAGACAGAUAAUACAAAGACAUAAGACUGGACCAAUAGUUUCUAAGACUGACUUAGGCUACGUAGUUCAUGGAAAUGUAGGACUGGGUAGUGUACCAGACGAUGCAACUGUUUUACAUUCUUGUCGAUGUGACGAACUACACGAGCUGGUCAAGCAGUCUUUCUCCACAGACUCGUUUGGCGUUAAGCAGACUAACGACUUUCCUCGUUCUCGAGAGGAUCAGCUAGCGCUGAGCAUCAUGGAGCGAACCACUAAGCUCUUGCCCGAAGGCAGGUGGGAGACUGGCCUGCUUUGGAAGUCUGACGAUCUUCAGCUGCCGGAUAGCCUACCGUUGGCUAUGAGCCGACUCAACGGUGUUCAGAAGAAAAUGGUGAGCUUCCCAGAGUUUGCUUUUCAGUACAGGUCUAAGAUAGAAGAAAAUUUGGACAAAGGGUACAUCACGAAAAUUCAACCAGGAGAUCCUGCGACUAAGACUAGGAUCUGGUACUUGCCGCAUUUUGCAGUCUUCAACCCCAACAAACCGAAUAAGCUGCGGAUUGUUUUAGACUGUGCUGCGAAGUCUGGUGGUAAGUCUUUUAAUGAUUUCCUACUGCGAGGACCUGACUUUUUGACAUCACUACCAGCAGUCUUAUUAAAGUUCCGGACAGGCAAGUUUGCUGUGACAGCGGACAUACAGGAAAUGUUCCACAGAGUUCUCAUCCGACCGGAAGAUAGACAUGCUCAGAGAAUUUUGUGGGAUGGCGAAACUUACAUCAUGAACGUCAUGACCUUUGGUGCUGUAUGCUCGCCGUCAUCAGCACAAUUUGUUAAAAAUAUAAAUGCUCGUAGGUAUGAGACGACAAAACCUGAAGCAUAUAAAGCAAUUGUUGAUCACCACUAUGUCGAUGAUUAUAUCCACUCUUUCGAUCAUGAAGAUGAUCUGAUCCGGGUGGUGGAUGACGUGGUACACAUUCAUGCUUCAGGUGGGUUUAACUUACGUAAUUUUGUAUCGAACUCAAAACGUUUACUAGCUCAUUUACCGGCUGAGAAACUUGCCCCGAGCUGUCUGAAAAUCCUCUCAGACGUUAAAGAUGACCAGGUUGAAAGAGUACUCGGAGUGCGUUGGGAUCGAGAGACUGACGAAUUUCUAUUUCAUUUGAAGUUCCCGAAG